Vitis riparia (riverbank grape) is the source of this 1594-nucleotide messenger RNA. RefSeq names its product pentatricopeptide repeat-containing protein At1g61870, mitochondrial. The record is from RefSeq and is a predicted model, not a curated record. The transcript has a single exon. Gene Ontology annotation, molecular function: protein binding. Bases 10 to 1278 code for a protein of 422 amino acids. Lineage: Eukaryota; Viridiplantae; Streptophyta; Magnoliopsida; Vitales; Vitaceae.
AACCCUAACAUGGAAUCAAUUAUUUCUCUUUCUAAAGCUAAAGCCCUAAUCUUUCAAUAUCAUUUCUGUGUUUUUUCUCUCGAAUCCAUGGCUUUUCUCUCUCGUCUCCGGCCAAUCUCUUCCCACCGUUGCCGCUUUUUCUCCUCAAUCCUCUCUCCCGACUCCGCCACUCCACUCUCUUCCAAGGAGAAAUCCAGAGCCGCUCUCUCCCUCCUCAAAUCCGAGCAAGACCCACAGCGCAUCCUGGAAAUCUGCCGCGCCGCCGCGCUCACUCCGGAGUCCCACCUCGAUCGCGUCGCCUUCUCCGUCGCCAUCUCCAAGCUGGCCGACUCCAAGCACUUCGAUUCCAUCCGCCACUUCCUCGAUGAGCUCAAGGCCCGCCCCGACCUCCGAACCGAGCGCUUCGUGUCGCACGCCAUCGUCCUCUUCGGCCAGGCCGGGAUGCUAAACGACGCCGUUCGGACGUUCGAGCAAAUGCACCAGCUGGGUGUCGAUCGUACGGUGAGAUCACUCAAUGCCCUGCUGUUUUCUUGCAUUUUGGCGAAGAAUUACAAGGAGGCGAAUAGGAUUUUUCUUGAAUUCCCGAAAACGUAUGGAAUUGAGCUGAAUUUGGACUCCUAUAAUACUGUCUUGAAGGCGUUUUCGGAGUCUGGUUCGUCCAGUUCAGGGUAUUCGAUUUUGGCUGAAAUGGGUAGGAAGGGUGUUAAGCCGAAUGCGACUAGUUUUGGGAUUUUGCUUGCUGGGUUCUAUAACGAAGAGAAGUAUGAAGAUGUGGGGAAGGUGUUGAAAAUGAUGGAGGAGUAUAAAAUGCAGCCAGGGAUUAGUACUUACAACAUUAGGAUUCAGAGCUUGUGUAAACUGAAGAAGUCUUCCGAGGCGAAGGCAUUGUUGGAUGGCAUACUGGCAAGGCGAAUGAAGCCCAAUUCCGAAACUUACUGUCAUUUGAUUCAUGGGUUCUGUAAGGAAGGGAAUUUGGAUGAAGCCAAAAAGCUGUUUAAGGACAUGGUGAAUAGGGGUUGUAAACCAGAUAGUGACUGCUACUUUACUUUGGUUUACUUCCUCUGCCAAGGUGGAGAUUUCGAAUCGGCAUUACGGUUUUGUAAGGAGUGUAUGGAGAAGGGUUGGUUUCCAAACAUUUCCACCAUGACUUCGCUGGUGAAUGGGCUUGUGAGCAUUUCAAAGGUCGAAGAAGCUCGGGAGCUUAUCGGACAAAUCAAGGAGAAAUUCUCAAGGAAUGUGGACAAGUGGAAUGAAAUUGAAGCUGGGUUGCCUCAGUAGGGAAGGAAAACAUGGUAUGGAUGAUUUUGUUAGAUAAAUCUGAAAAUAAAAUUGAAAGCCAGGGGAAAAUUUGUGCUGAAAAAUGGCAUGUCUAGAGGAAAUUCUUCCCCCUCAUUUCACUUGUUAAAUCAUUGGGAUCUCUUAUCAUUAUAUGAGGAUGGUGUUUUGGUUUUGAGGGGUUGGUUUCGAAACUUUUGUCUCAUCAGUAUUUUUUUCUUCUGGUGAAACAUAUUGUAGCUUCUAAAUUUUGAUGCUGGCUGUUGUAGAUGAUCAGAUCUUUUGUUAAUUAUCAAAUUUAUCUGAUUCUUCCAUCGAA